Molecule: messenger RNA, 1455 nt
Organism: Helobdella robusta
Lineage: Eukaryota; Metazoa; Annelida; Clitellata; Rhynchobdellida; Glossiphoniidae
Exons: 5
Coding region: 1-1455 (484 amino acids)
Biological process (GO): xenobiotic metabolic process
Cellular component (GO): cytoplasm; intracellular membrane-bounded organelle
Molecular function (GO): heme binding; iron ion binding; oxidoreductase activity, acting on paired donors, with incorporation or reduction of molecular oxygen, reduced flavin or flavoprotein as one donor, and incorporation of one atom of oxygen
Source: RefSeq, a predicted model, not a curated record
AUGACCCUUUACUUAGCAGAUUCCUUGCUGCAAUCACUUUUAUCCUCCACAACAACCACAUCCUUCAUCCUACUGACCGUGACCUUUGCACUUUCAUACUUCCUACUCUCCAAACGUCGAAAACUUCCAGCACCGAUCAUAGCGGGGGAUGGAACGACGUACAGACAUCCGCCCUGUCUUCCCACUGUUCCCAUAUUUGGAUCCAUACCAUUCCUACCAUCUUUUCCAACACAUUACAAGUACUUCACUAAGAUGAGAGAGCGGUAUGGCGACGUCGUGGGCUACUACAUGAUGGGGAACUACCAGGUAAUUUUAAACAGCAGAGAUGCUAUACAGGAAGCCUUCGUGAAAAGAUCAACGGACUUUGCGGGUAGGCCUAGGACCAGUGUCACACAUUUGAUUAAUCCCAAUCAUAAAGGAAUCAUGUUCCGCAAUUACGACGACAACUUCAAAAAGUACCACAAACUGAGUCUCGGUAUCAUGAAGCAAUUUGGCUUCGGCAACAGAGUGAUGGAGAAGAGGAUCAUGGAGGAAAUGAAGUACUUUAUGGAUCACUUGGCCAGUUACAAAGGCCGUGAAUUCAUUCCAACGCCUGUGAUUUCCAACUGUUCCAUGAAUAUUAUUUGCGGAAUUUUGUUUGGCAAGCGAUUCAACGAUGAUGAUCCGAACCUGUCCGAUAACAUCGGAAACAUCAGAAUAUUUUUUAAUAACAUUGGAAAAGUUGUCUUAGUUAAUACUUUCCCGUUUCUAAGACACUUUUCCUUCUAUAAGAAAGCUUUAAAAACAAGCCUCGAUGCAAGGAACAAAGUCUUCAAAAUGUUGGAACAGAAAAUAGUCGAGUGUACAGUUGGAUUGGAGUUUGCUGAAGAACAUAUCCAUAAGGAAUCCACCACUUCAGAGCAACAGGCCGAUGAAGAUAAUUACGACAUCAAGAAAGAGAGCACCUACUACAACCACUACCAACUCCAACCGAAAGAUGACCAGGGAGAUCAACCCACAUCCAGUUUCAUUCGAAGCUACAUCGAACUCGAAGGUCCAGAUUAUGACAAGGAACAACUUCUGCAUUUCAUGCGCGAACUUUUUCUCGCAGGCACUGAAACGACAGCCAGCACCUUGGAAUGGACUCUUGUGCUGCUGGCCAAUCAUCCGGAUGUUCAGGAGAAAAUGUUCAAAGAACUUGAGAGAGCUCUCGUAAGCAAACAAUAUCAAAAAGAAAAGAACAUCGAGCAAAAAACGAAAAAUAUAUCAACAGAAAAAUUAUUGACAGAUGAUAAAAGCGAAACUGAAUUAUUAGAAAUGAACAUGAAUUUCAUCAAAACUGCUACCUACAAAUCCGUCCUACCAUCCUUGGAAGAUAAAAAAAAUUUGCCUUACUGCGACGCAGUUUUCAAUGAAAUAUUGAGGUAUUCGCUUGUUGAUUAUUUACGUUCCACGAAAUUAUUAAUUAAACAGUAG